UUUGGAGACAUAAUUAUGUUUCCAAAGGAAUGUAUCACGACAGGAGCACGGCCUGUGUACAAGCACUAUGCUAUUUAUGUGGGCCCAAGCAGUGAGAUAGACAUUGGGCAAGGUGACAAUGACAUAUUUCACCGCACAGGUGAAUACACACUGAAGCCUGACUGUAGGUUUGAUAAACUUGAAACAACGACAGGAAAAUGGAAGGAGAGAGUGGACAAUUACCUUGAUGUCAUUCCCAAAAUGAAAAACGCCACUAACAAGGAAGACAUAAUAAAGCGGAUCAACUAUACCAUUCACAACUGUAAAGAAUAUGGCAUCUUUGGAAACAACUGUGAACACCUUGCUACCUACGUACGCUAUGGCCUGAAGAUAUCACUGCAGCGGGGUACGUUGGCUAAAUUUCUUUUCAGAGCUCAACCCGAAGUCAAAAAAAUACUGGCCGGAAUAAAAAAAGACGAAGUAAAAGAGAUCAGCUGUGAGCUGUCUGUCCAUGGUAACACCGGCAAGAAAGGAAACUUCUUCUCACGCAUGAUUAAGAAAAUUAAAAGUCUAGGGUGACUUAAAGCAACGCCUGAUACCCGUCUGCAGUCUUUGCCAAUUUAUGAUGUGUAACUAUGCAGAGAGCAAUCCAAAGAACUUCAAUUAAAGUUUUACGAUUUUUAAACUAUUAGAAUUGCUUAUUGCUUUUUUUUCUCAUAAAUAUGAGCAUUUUGGUACACCAAUUUUGCCAUUAUUUCUAUAUUGAUCAUCAUCUAUUAGUUUUUGUCAUCUCAAAUUAUAAAGAUAUAUCCCUAUUACGUCAGUAUAUUGUAUUUACUAUGUAUUUACCUUGCUGAUUGAUUAAGCCAUGUAUGCACUGCUAAAUGUGACCUCUUUCAUGCUUUUUUAUUUUCUCUUUAUGCUCUAGAGAGAGUGUUGCUUCUGUUUAGUGGGGUAGGGCGGGAAAAAUGUUCAUGGAAAAAAAUAGUGCAUGCUCAAUGUAUUAUGUGCUUGUCAACAUGUAAAAAUAAAAGAAAACAAAAA
Molecule: messenger RNA, 1023 nt
Organism: Morone saxatilis (striped sea-bass)
Lineage: Eukaryota; Metazoa; Chordata; Actinopteri; Moronidae
Product: phospholipase A and acyltransferase 1-like
Exons: 3
Coding region: 16-558 (180 amino acids)
Biological process (GO): N-acylphosphatidylethanolamine metabolic process
Cellular component (GO): cytoplasm
Molecular function (GO): A2-type glycerophospholipase activity; glycerophospholipid phospholipase A1 activity
Source: RefSeq, a predicted model, not a curated record